Molecule: messenger RNA, 1687 nt
Organism: Aethina tumida (small hive beetle)
Lineage: Eukaryota; Metazoa; Arthropoda; Insecta; Coleoptera; Nitidulidae
Gene: eve
Product: segmentation protein even-skipped
Exons: 4
Coding region: 625-1506 (293 amino acids)
Biological process (GO): regulation of transcription by RNA polymerase II
Cellular component (GO): nucleus
Molecular function (GO): DNA-binding transcription factor activity, RNA polymerase II-specific; RNA polymerase II cis-regulatory region sequence-specific DNA binding
Source: RefSeq, a predicted model, not a curated record
UAGGAGAAAGUGUGUCAUCGUGAUUGCCGUGGUAUCCUAAAGGAUUUAUUCUGCUUUGGGAAACUUUGUGGUUUUUACUCUGUUACUGGUACUGCAGCAAUAAAGCCAGGCCGGGCGAUCGAACUCGGGAUACAUAAAAUUAAGUUACUAAAGCAUCUUUAUGAAAUAAUAAAAAUAUAAUCAAUACGAAAUGAGCGAAAUGCCCGAACGUUGAGGCGCGGGGGGACGUGGAGGGCGCCUGUCUAAUAAGACUGGAUGCUGUAAUGGACCGUACAUCCGCCUUAAUACAUUCAGACAUCUAAUAACGGUCCAUAAGGACUGUUUCGCGCGAAUGUGGCCCCUAAAACACGAUGCUACAGCGACGCAUGGGCGGAGGAACCAAUCAAUGCUCGUAGUCCGCAGUCCAAUGAAAGAGUAGACAGCUCCGCCCCUCCACUGGUUCCGCCGAAUUUGCUACCUACCCCGAUAUAAAACGAAGCCACCCUGUUCAACCCAGCAUCACAUCACCUUCUACUGCCCAUCAUUCAGCAUCACUGUGCAGUUGUGUAUUUGUUGUUUACCUGACUUUUUUUUGUGCGACCAGUGUCGAGGAUUAUUUUGUGACAGUUUUAAGUUUUUUAUUUUAUGAAUAACCAAGGAUUCAAAAUGUACCACCAACAAGAACAGAAAAGUUCACCCGUAGUGUUGGAUGUGAUUCCACCUCAUUACAACAUCCAUCACGGACAGCCCAGUCCGCCACAAUCUCCCAACACCACGCAGCAAUUCAGAAAAGAUUGCACCAGUCCUCUGUCAUCGGAUACCAAACUUAGCACCCCAACUAGCCCGUCGUCGGUCAACGAUCCAAACAUUCGCCGUUACAGGACUGCGUUCACAAGAGAACAACUGGCCAGACUGGAAAAGGAAUUCUACAAAGAAAAUUACGUUUCGCGUCCCAGAAGAUGUGAACUGGCGACGCAGCUCAACUUGCCCGAAAGCACAAUCAAGGUCUGGUUCCAAAACAGAAGGAUGAAGGACAAGAGACAAAGAAUGGCAAUCGCCUGGCCAUAUGCAGCAGUCUACACCGAUCCCGCGUUCGCAGCCUCCAUUCUCCAAGCUGCCGCGUCCACGUUGCAUUAUCCACCGGCGCCGCCGAUGUAUUCGCACCACUACCCAAGAUAUCAUCCGUAUUCCGGUUUCGUACCGCCAGCCGGUCUUCCCCUGCACGCACCCGGAUUGAACAUGAAUCAGCCCAUCAAUCCAGCUACGAUGCCCCUGCAGCAGAACGUGCCUCAGCCAGCUCCACUUCCUCAAGGAUUGAACUUGAAUUUGGGGUUCGACUUCCCCCAAUAUCCCAAGUUCGAGAACCAUCAGAAACUUUCGCCGCACAGCAGCCCCGUGCACUCGGAGAUCAGCCUUAGUCCUCCUACGCACGAAGGUUUGCUGAUCCCGGUCGCGAAGGUGUCGCCCGAAACGACUCAGGUCCCGCAGAAACCGAAACUGUUCAAGCCAUACAAAUCCGAAACGUAAAGUAUUUUUGAAUAUUGUUACAAAACGAGGUUGUUAGGUUUUGCUGAGUUAGCUUUAAAUUAUCAGUUUUAUGAUAGGUCUUGAUUUGUGUAUUAGUUUUUUAUUUAUAUUUUGUAAAUAUUUGGUGUAAAUAUUCGAUUUAGUAAGUCUUAAGAAGUGAAAUUAAAGGUCUGAAAUUUUA